AUGUUGGUCUAUUCAACAUACGGAUGGGGACCGCGUGAUCCUCACUGUGCCUGGUCGGAGGAGACACUACAAGAUAUGGCUGCCAACCGAUGUCAGUGGCGUUCUUGUUGUCAGUUUCUAUUCAGAUCGCCUGAGGCAUUGGAUGAUGAUGGUGAUGAUGAGGAUGAUGAUGAUGAUGAUGAUGAUAUUGUGCGGACAUUUUACUACAAACACAAAACCGUCAGCAAUCUACCGUCCUUUGUCAAUGCAGACGACCCAUUAUUCGGAUCCAAUAUGUCAAAGGAAUUCGGCAGUAACCUGUCAGUCCUUUCCACAUGUGAUGGAAUUUUGCGGUCGCACCCGGUGGUGGUUUCGGCCGGUGUAGAGGCACAAAGUUGCCUACUUCGUGCAGAGGUCCGCGUGAUUUGCGGUCGUACACAGUUUCCUGGUGUUGCUGCGCAUGUCCGAUGUUUGCACGGACGAUCUGUAGUGCCGCGGACAGGCGUUCUUGGAGUGACCGGGCGUAUUCGUUACUGCCAACCAGGUCUGCAGGAACCACAGGCGUGUCUGCGUCUGAAGGUAUUCGGAGGUCGUGGUCGAGUUGUAAAAAUGCCGGUGCAUAACCUGUCGACUCGCUCGUGGUUGCUCGAUAGGCCAGCAUACAUGGCGGAAUGUGUUCGUCCCACCGUUCCCCUUCGUAACGAUCCACGAGGGUGGUAUUUUCUUUAUGGUUCUGUUGGUGCGUUCCACCAGACCGCUCCCCUCUGGGUGGUACGGUGUUGUCCUCGUUUUAUGGAUCCCCAGGAAUGCACAUAUUUCCCGCAGCAAGUGGCUCUCAAGGGCUGGGCCCUGAUCAGAGUGGAGAAUGACUGGUACCCCAUAGCGUGA
This is a messenger RNA of Opisthorchis viverrini, 867 nucleotides long. RefSeq lists its product as hypothetical. NCBI's taxonomy places the organism in Eukaryota, Metazoa, Platyhelminthes, Trematoda, Opisthorchiida, Opisthorchiidae. The transcript has 4 exons. The record is from RefSeq and is a predicted model, not a curated record. The coding region runs from base 1 to 867 and encodes 288 amino acids.